AUGGAACUUUAUUGGCUCCUUCAAACCCUAGAGAUAUUAAGCAGGACACUUGGAUCAACUUCAGAUACAUCAACAAUCUAUAUAUCUCUACCGGUACCGGUACCGGUACUCGAUGGUCAAGGGAAGCAGUCUUGGCCACUCAAUGACUGCCACAAAAACACCAAUUGUCCUAAACUAGCUAUGAAUCGAUGGGAUAACAUCACUCAACAGCAAAAUGGGACACUUAACUUCUUCUCCGUCCAUCACUUCAACAUUACUGGCGUCACCGUAACAGCUCCCGGCGAUAGCCCAAACACCGACGGUAUCAAGUUCGGUUUCUGUAGCAACAUUCGCAUCUCUAACACAAACAUUGGUACUGGAGACGACUGUAUCGCCAUUCUUUCUGGAACCUCAAACAUGGAUAUCUCUAACGUCAAGUGUGGUCCUGGACAUGGGAUUAGUGUCGGAAGCUUAGGGAAGAACAAAGGCGAGAAAGACGUUAACGGCAUAACAGUACGUGACACGGUCUUUAACGGCACAAGUGAUGGUAUUCGGAUCAAGACUUGGGAAUCUUCUGCUGCAAAGAUCGUCGCUUCUAACUUUGUGUUCGAGAAUAUUCAGAUGAUUAAUGUUGGAAAACCAAUCAACAUCGAUCAGAAGUAUUGUCCUUACCCACCUUGUGAAAAGACGGGAGCGUCUCACGUUCAGAUAAAGGACAUUAAGUAUAAAAACAUAUAUGGGACGUCGAAGAACAAAGUGGCAGUGAAUCUACAAUGUAGCAAGAGCUUUCGUUGCAAGAAUGUUGAGCUAAUUGACAUUAACCUUAAGCAUAACGGAGUUGAGGGUGGUCCUUCCACUGCCGUGUGCGAAAUGUUGAUGGUUCUGCUCGUGGUAAGAUGGUUCCUCAGCAUUGUCUGGCUUGAUUGUAUGGUCCGCGCAGUUAUGAUUCAUAUUUUCAUAUAA
This is a messenger RNA of Microthlaspi erraticum, 942 nucleotides long. The record is from the annotation of a GenBank genome assembly. Lineage: Eukaryota; Viridiplantae; Streptophyta; Magnoliopsida; Brassicales; Brassicaceae.